Leptidea sinapis is the source of this 5521-nucleotide messenger RNA. It is a transcript of the gene bor, whose product is annotated as ATPase family AAA domain-containing protein 3A homolog. Gene Ontology annotation, cellular component: mitochondrion. Gene Ontology annotation, biological process: mitochondrion organization. The transcript is spliced from 10 exons. Gene Ontology annotation, molecular function: ATP binding; ATP hydrolysis activity; zinc ion binding. NCBI's taxonomy places the organism in Eukaryota, Metazoa, Arthropoda, Insecta, Lepidoptera, Pieridae. Bases 127 to 1983 code for a protein of 618 amino acids. The record is from RefSeq and is a predicted model, not a curated record.
UUACUGUUGUGUGCUCAGUGCUGGUUCUGUGGUAAUUUUUUUAAUCGUGCGCGGUCGUGUUUUAUAAUACUACAAAAUAUAAAUCUAACCUUUCAAUAAUUAUUUGAUGGAUUAAGUUGUUUGAAAAUGUCGUGGUUAUUUGGAUACAGUCGACCCCCUCAGCCACCUUCAGAUAUUCCACCUGAUGGUGGUGCCGAAGUUCCACCGCCUGCAAAUCUUACUAAAGCCGAGAAAAAGGCCAUGGAAGCCUAUAGGUUUGAUUCGGGAGCUUUAGAAAGAGCUGCGCAGGCUGCUCGAGAACUAGAGAAGUCAAAACAUGCAAAAGAAGCUCUUGAACUAAGUAAAUUACAAGAGGCAACGAGACAACAAGAACAGCUUGCUAAGAUAAAGGAGUAUGAAGCAUCAAUUGAACAAUUAAAAGUAGAGCAAAGGAGAAUUGAUCAUGAGGAGAGAAGAAAAACAUUGCAGGAAGAAACAAAGCAGCAUCAAUUACGGGCUCAGUAUCAAGAUCAGCUCGCAAAGAAGAGAUAUGAAGAGCAGUUGGUGCAACAACAGAGAUCCCAGGAAGAGAUACUCAGAAAACAAGAAGAGAGUGUAGCAAAGCAGGAAGCUCUAAGGCGCGCUACUAUCGAACAUGAGAUGGAGUUACGUGAGAAAAACAAACUAAAAGCUAUUGAAGCAGAAGCCAGGGCUCGGGCUAAGGCGGACCGAGAGAACAGAGAUGUUAAAUUAGAGCAAAUUAGAUUGAAAGCUACUGAAAAUAGAGUUACUAUAUUAGAAAGUAUUAAGACAGCUGGAAGUGUUAUUGGGACUGGUGUGAAUGCACUACUUACGGAUUGGGACAAGACAUUGACAGCUGUGGGUGGACUCUCAUUGCUUGCACUGGGGGUGUACACCGCCAAGGGUGCCACAUCUGUUACAGCGCGAUUCAUUGAAGCCAGAAUAGGAAAGCCAACACUUGUAAAUGAAACAUCCAGAUUCUCACUCUUAGAAGCCGUGAAGCACCCAAUACUAACAGCAUCAAAAGCUAUAGCGUUCUUCAAGAAACCGUCAGACGCUUUAGCUGGCGUAGUAUUAGCACCGACGUUAGAGAGCCGUCUCAGAGACAUUGCUAUUGCUACCAAGAAUACAAGACUAAACCAGGGAUUCUACAGAAAUUUACUCAUGUACGGACCUCCGGGUACUGGAAAGACAUUGUUUUCGAAGAAACUGGCGAAGCACUCCGGGAUGGAAUACGCCAUAAUGACGGGAGGUGAUGUGGCCCCAAUGGGCAAAGACGCGGUUGCAGCCAUACACAAGGUGUUCGACUGGGCCAAUACUAGCAGGAAAGGUGUACUACUUUUCAUUGACGAAGCAGACGCAUUCUUGCGCAAACGUUCCUCUGUACACAUCAGUGAAGAUCUUCGGGCUGCUCUUAACGCAUUCCUUUACCGCACCUCUGACCAGAGCAGUCGAAUAAUGCUGGUACUUGCGUCAAACACGCCGCAACAGUUCGACUCUGCAAUCAACGACAGACUUGACACCAUGAUAGAGUUUGGUUUGCCGGGCCUGGAGGAACGGGAACGGUUGAUUCGGUUGUACUUUGAUAAAUUCGUGCUGCAACCAGCAACGGAAGGGAAGAGGCGAUUGAGCGUGGAACAGUUCGACUAUGGCGCCCUCUGCUGCAAACUGGCGGAACGUACUGCGGGCAUGUCGGGGCGGGCCCUUUCUAAACUGGGCGUGGCUUGGCAAGCCGCGGCGUACGCGUCCGAUGACGGCAGACUCACUGAGCAAAUGUGUUUGGACAUCUGUGACGAUGCUGCACGGGACCAUCGCCAAAAGAUGGAAUGGUUAUCCGCUGAAGAGAAGUCACGCACUAUGAUGCCAUAUCUCCUGGAUUUACCACCAUUAGACGUAAAAGCAGAAGAAAAUGCCAUCGAACCAUCAGCCAACAAACCAAAGACAAAAGUGGAGAAAAAGAAGGAUAUGCAAGUGGAUAAGUGACGAAAUGUAUACCAUAAAGCAUCCGUUCACACACAUUAUAUAGACUGUGAUAAAUCAUUCGAUUUCAGUGUUGCCAGGUUCAAUAGAUGUGUCACUUUGACAGAUGAGCAAAUGAAUGUGUUGCGAAAACUGUCUGCUCGGAUUAGGAAGUGAGUGAAUUUGUAAGCUGUUUGCUUCAGUCAAAUAUUAAACAUUGAAAAUGUUAGUAAGAAAUCAUGGCUUUCUUUAAUAUUUUGUAAUAGUUACUAUAAAGGUAAUAUUCCUUAGGGCUGGGGCAUUUAUUUUCACAUGUAAUGUGUUCUGAUAAUCAAAAGGUCAGUUGCAACAAGGUGCGGGUUACAUCUUAAAAUGAUAAUGAAUGAGUUUACUGAAUAUACUCCAACACUACAUUGAGACGGCACAGUUUGUUUUAUGAAACAUACUCUGGGUACAAAAUUGACCAGAAUUUAUUGCCUCAUGUUAUGUGUUCGUUGGAAGGGAUAUAUGCUGUCGCUCCUCUAAUUGUGUCUUACCUCAUUAAUUAACAGAGAAUGUUCCUAAGAGCUGUUUAAGUAUAUUGUAUUGACGUAACUUAACAUGUGGUAAUCCUAUCUACCCCAUUAUAUAUAAAUUAAUGAUAGUGAUAGUAUAAAUUUAUUUAUCAAAGUGAAAAACUUGUUUUAGCAAGUAUUGCUACAAUUUAGUUAAACAAUGAAAAUACUGUGAUGCCAACAAAUAGAGUGAAACACUUGAUAUUAUAUUCUGAAUAGAAAAACUUUUUAAAUCUCGUUAUAUAGCUCUUGUUAUGAUAAGUACAAUAUGCUCAAUCACCAGCAGUUCCCCAAAUUCCGAGAAUGUUUUACAUACAGUGUUAACUCUUUAUCAAACUCGUAAUGACAAAAAUAGGGACCGAGUGUUUUCAUUGCUAAAUUUUUUAGAGUGAUGGUAUAAUUGUAAGGAAAUCUAUUUGAUACUACCAAUACAUAUGUAUCAAAUAAGAGCAGGGCAAAAAAAGAGAGUUUAUUUAUAAAAAUUAACAUUCAAAUUAAUCUUGGACUUUUGUAUCUAUGUAUGUAUUGAUUUUAUCACUUAUUCGAACAGAUAUGCCUCAGACUGAGAAGAACGGGCGCAAAGAAAUUACAUUUAAUUACUUAAUUUUGAACAUAUGUUUAUACUUUCAUGUGUUCUAAGUUUAUACUUUGUAAUACAUUUGUGGAAUUCUGUUUUAAAAACAUACACAUGGGGAAAAACCCAGCAAAAAACACUUUAUCUGUUUCUGGUGUUAAUAUUAUCUUAAAUAUAGUUAAUAGGAAAUUCAUUAAUGUGCUUACAUAUAUUGUGCAUUUCAUUAUCUAAAAUAUAUUGUGAAGCAAUGGUCAAGAAAAUAAUUAAUUUAUUUUUUUUCUUUAUGAAUCUCCUGGUCCUAAGCACAAAAAUACAAAGUAUAAAUGCAUUAAUUAUUAAAUUCUCAGGUACAUUAUAUUAACAUUGUUUUGAUAUAAUCACUAUUUUUAUUUUCAUAAAUAACAACACCCAACAUCACAGUGUUGCUGGCCUCUUAGGAAAGUGUGGGCGCGUUUUUGAAGCUAGCCGUGUCAUAUCAUCAUAAAAACACAUCGAAAGGAAGCUCAGUUCACUGGAGUACUGCAUCCCACUACGCACCAGAUCAGAGAUGAGACCAAUACUCCAUAGCUGUCCAGACAUUGAUUGUAGAGUGCUUAACUGUGAGCCGGCUUUGUAGUGUCUCUCUUUAUUGACAAUCCUCAAAAAUAUCUAUCAAAUUAGGCUUUGUCUACCUAAUUCAACCACGAAAUUGGCAAGCUCGCCAGUAUUCCGAUACAGUGGAAUUUACUAGUCCGAAAAGGCUGCUUUAAAACUUAGUGAUACUGACUUGGCUAGUUGGAAAAGAAGAUAAACGAUCCAGCAGAAUGGUCCAAUCAAUAGACUAGGUGCAUACAAAGCCAAAGUCCAGUGAUACUAAGAGGAAUAUUGUCAAAUAGUAAUGAUAUGACAAAUGGUGCUUUUGGGGCAAACACACAAACUUAAGAAUCAAACAAGGUUCAAUUUACCCCUUUCCGCCAUAUUUUCAAGAACGGAUUAAUUUUAAGAUCAUAUUACAUAAUAAGAGUUAAAACUGUAUUAUAAUUUCAGCGUAUUCCAAAAUAUUAUUGCCUUAUCUGCUACAAUUUAUUAUUAAGGAUAUUUUGCUAAUUCGCAACCACAUUGAUAGUGACAAUUACAGGAGAUUUAAAUUAUUAAUUUUCGCAAAGUUUCAUAAAAUAUUUUGAGCUAAUAAAUAUUGCCGGUAUAUUAGAUUGCAAUAUGUGUGCUAAGCAGUAAAGUGGCAAAUUUAGAGUGUAGUUUGAAUUCGUGAUGACGUCAUGGCAUGUCCCAAAAGUGUAUUGCUGCUCGAUAGUGGCUUAGCAUGCUGUAACUGGGCGGUUAAAAAUACGAAAGGAUUCUUUCAUGGAAGGAUCACGUGUACACAUACCUACUAGUUCUUCACAAUCAGUUUGACAGCGACGUUUAAAUUUCAUCUUUAAAAAAAUCGGCAUUUAUUCUUGCGUCCGUUCUUCUCAGAUUCUUACUUUCGAAAAAGUAUCCAACAUUAAAAAAAAUAAUUUUAAAUUUGAAUAUAACACUCCCUAAGUCUCGUUUGUUUUACAAAUCUUACUACAUCGUAUUUGGUGCAUAUUUUCAUAGGUGACGCCAUUUUGGAUUCUGAUUUAUCACGCCCGCAUCGUUUUAACACGUGUUUAAAAUUAGCAUAUUAGAGUAGCUCCUUAGUAGAUAUCAAUGUUAACACGUUUCCAGUGUUCUCGUAAAGUGAAAACCCUGCUUUAGAUAUUAUGUCAUGGCCCCUUCUGGAGGUGCGGUUCUCCAUAAGGUACUGUGAAAUACGUACAAUAAUGUUCCUUGUCGAUUUCAAAAAAGUCAAAGUCAAAAAUAUUUUAUUGACAUAAAAAAUCAAAAGAUUGCUCGUCAACGUAAAUCACCACACAAACAAUACAAGGCUGAACCAUAAAAUCCAUAAAAAAUAACAACUAUAAUAAUAAUAUUCAAUUCAACACUGUAAUAUCAUUUACGUAAUCUUCAACACUGUAAUAAGCCUUCGACAAAAGUCUGUGUUUAAUAAAAGAUUGGAACCAGUUAUGGAAAAAUGUAAUCCAUGAAUUGUCAUAAUUCAUUCAUCUCAAGAUAUAUUCACAUCUAACUUGCCUGUCUUAAUACACAAAUAUUUUUGAAUUCUUUGAAUUUAUUAGAACUCAUAGAGUUGGUUUAUUUGGUUGUAUCUGAGUGGAAUUUUAUGUAGUUUGUGCAUAUGCGAAUUUGCAAUUUAACAAUCUAACUUAAUUUUUAUCAUAUUAUCUGAACCGACACAAUUAUGGACUGCCUUUAAGGUCAGCGCUAAAUUUUCUGUACUGUGGUAUUCAUCGGAGAAUGUAUUUAUCGUACUUUAAGGGGAAUGUAUGUGGUAUUGUAUAUAAUAAGUUGUUUUAAGUGUGUUCGGAUUGCUUAUAAAUGUGCAAAUAAAUAGUGAUUAGAAAAUUGUUAAGUA